Naegleria lovaniensis is the source of this 687-nucleotide messenger RNA. RefSeq lists its product as uncharacterized. NCBI's taxonomy places the organism in Eukaryota, Heterolobosea, Eutetramitea, Acrasida, Naegleriidae. The transcript has a single exon. The record is from RefSeq and is a predicted model, not a curated record. Bases 1 to 687 code for a protein of 228 amino acids.
AUGGAGCCAAUUUUUCCUUCAUUCUCGUCGUUACAACAACGAGUAUCAUCAUUCCGAAAGUUUUCUAUCAAACUUCCGAAUGCAAGCAAAUUGAAUUUGUCUAAUUCAUUAUCACCUCUCAAUGUAUUUCGAAAACAGUAUAAUCAGAUGAUUAAAGCAGCACCGUUGCUCCGAUAUUUAACUCCAUUGGCAAUAUUGAGCUUGGUAAUUUCAUAUUUGAGUGGUUUGAGAGAGUACAAUCGGAAUGUGGAGAUGAAUAUACCCUAUGAUGUUUAUAAAUUCUCAAUUAAAGUAACAAAGAGAAUGGUUCAAGAAUUGAUACAUUUGAAAAAUCAACAUGCUAAUAUUGAUCUGAGCAAUUUGGAAUUAAUCAGCCAUUUGAUGGUGAAUUGUUUUGAUAAUGACCAUUCAAGACUCAUGUGCCAAUUCAUGCUGAACAAAUACGGGAAUGAAAUAAUCAAGGAAGUUCUGAAUGUCUCAAACAAGGAUCAAGGUCAAACGGCACGUGUGUCAGAUGAAAUUUUCAGCAAUUUAUUCAGUAAGAUUGAUUAUUCCAAUGCUGCUGACGAAUACUUUCAUCAGUUCGUGGAGCAAACACCACUUACUUCGUCCUACUUGUCUCAUGAUUGGAGAUAUAGAUUGUAUCGAACUCUCCAUAAAGAGAGCAGUGGCGACUCACUUAGAUGA